AUGUCAAGCCCUGUUGAGAAUUGGCUUACUCUCGAUUUCGACAAGAACACUCGUAAGGAAGCUCAAGAGCUCACCCCCGAGGAGAUCCAAGAUCGCUUAAAUCCUGAUCAUCGUAUGGAGUUUGGUACCGCUGGUCUUCGUGGCGAGAUGGGAGCUGGCUUCAACCGUAUCAAUUGUUUGACUGUGAUGCAAGCUGCUCAAGGAUUAUGUAUGCAGUUGAUCGAGAGGUUUGGUGAAGAUGUUCUCUCCCAGAGGGGUGUUGUCUUUGGUUAUGAUGGACGACAUAACUCUCGUCAGUUCGCCCAUGUUGCCUCGGCUGUCUUCAUCACGAAAGGUGCCAAAGUCUACCUUAUCGAUAAGACCAGUGUUACUCCUUCUAAUCCAUUCUUGAUCGUUCAUUUCCAUGCUCUAGCCGGUGGUCAGAUGACGGCUUCUCACAACCCGAAGCAGUACAAUGGUUUUAAAGUGUACGGCGAUAAUGGCGCUCAGAUUAUUCCUCCAGUUGAUGCUGAGAUCGAAGCCAAAAUUGCUGAGAAUUUGGUUCCAUGGAGAGAUGCUUUGGAGUUGUUGGAUUUGGAUACUUGCCUGUUGAAGGACAAGUCCAAGACCAUUGAUCCUUACAAUGAUGCUCUGUACACUUACAUCGAUCAGAUGCAUCACGAGUUGUGUCGAUUCCCCGACCUCAACAAGGACUGCAAUUUGAGGUUCGUCUACACGGCUAUGCAAGGUGUUGGUCUUCCGUUUGCGACCGGUUUGAUGGACAAGUUUGGCUUCCCGAAGAAGUGUGUGUCGAUCGUGGAAGCGCAAGCUCAUCCUGAUCCUGAGUUCUCCACUGUCGCCUUCCCUAAUCCUGAGGAGAAGGGUGCACUCGAUAUGAGCAAGCAACAAGCACUUGAUGAGGAUGCCGAUUAUGUCUUAGCUAAUGAUCCCGAUGCUGAUCGUUUCACCUCUUGUGAGAAGCAGAAGGAUGGAUCAUGGCAUCAGUUCACUGGUGAUGAGCUCGGUACCAUCUUUGGUGAUUGGCAGUUGCUGAUGGCCCAUCGUCGUGGUGUCGAUCCGAAGAACUGUCUCGUCAUCAAUUCUACGGUGUCCUCCAAGAUGCUAAAGGCGUUGUCUGAUUAUUACGGUGGGGUGUAUGAGGAUACCUUGACAGGUUUCAAGUGGAUGGCCAACAAGUCGUUGGAGAUGACCGCUGAGCACCCCAACUUGGUACACUGCACGGCUUACGAGGAGGCAUUAGGAAGUGCCCUCACGAUGAGCGUCCCUGAUAAGGAUGGUAUCAGUGCUUGCAGUGUGUGGUGUGAGAUGGCUAACUACUGGCGUAAGGAGAAAGGUAUCACUCUUCUUGAACGCCUUGAUGAACUUCGUAAGAUGGUUGGUCAUUUCGCUCAACACAAUGGUUACUUCAUCUGUGAUGAUCCCAAGGUUAUGAAGCAGAUGUUCGAUGAGUUCCGUAAUGGUGGUAACUACAAGAGCGAGUUAGGUUCAUCUAAGAUAGCUGAUGUUCGUGAUGUGACUCUUGGUUACGAUUCAAGGAAGGAAGAUAAGAAGUCUACCUUACCUGUGACACCUGAUGCUCAAAUGAUUACUCUCUACUUCGCCGAUGACGCUACUGUUACUAUUCGUGGAUCUGGUACUGAGCCCAAGGUGAAGUAUUACUGUGAGGCUAACGAUAAGGAGAACAUGGAAAAGGCUCAGGCGAAGCUCGAAGUCGUUGUUAAAAAUGUCAUCGACUACUUCCUCCAACCCAAGAAAUACAAUUUGGGUAGUCGAUAA
Perkinsus marinus ATCC 50983 is the source of this 1776-nucleotide messenger RNA. Its product is annotated as phosphoglucomutase, putative. Gene Ontology annotation, biological process: purine ribonucleoside salvage; carbohydrate metabolic process. The transcript has a single exon. The record is from RefSeq and is a predicted model, not a curated record. Gene Ontology annotation, molecular function: phosphopentomutase activity. The coding region runs from base 1 to 1776 and encodes 591 amino acids. NCBI's taxonomy places the organism in Eukaryota, Perkinsozoa, Perkinsida, Perkinsidae.